GAGCUAAGCAAACACACUCUAUCGACCGCACAAAAGGCGUACCUGCACAGCUAGGGUAAAAAUUUGUGUAUUGAUUGCCGCGCACGUCGCUACUCCGAUCACUGCGAGUCCUGUAUGAACGGCGCCAUGAGCGGGACCCUCCGCCGGCCCAGGUCGCUCCAGGCCCUGAACCUCCCCAGCCCCACAGGUAAGAAAGCGAGCGGGAAAACCAGCACCACGACCAUCACCAUCACCAAGGACAACCCACUGGCUGGCGGACAGAGGAGCGAACACGAGCGCAAGGUUUCCAUGGUGACGGUGUCCCACUACCCUUCGUACGUUGGUUGGCUGCUGGGGUUGAAGGACACGGUCACGGUCGCCUACACCAGCCCGCGAAACCUCCGCAAGAGCCUCCAGGACAUCUUCUGUCUCGGCGUCCUAUCCGGCAGACGUCUUAUUUUGGUGAGGGAAGACAACAGCAGCGGUGUGCUAAAGCUGCGGCCGUCCCUGCCUGUCUACUACUCGGAGGAGACGUGGGGAGAUCUCCCACAAGACAUCGGUGCGGUGUACACCUUACAGCAAACGUCAGUUGUGACCUACGUGCGGGACCAGGCACUGCGGCCAGUGGAGAUAGUAGCGAGUCUUCCCGACAGGCUAUUGGGUAAGACCGACAGCCAAUCAGAAGAGCUCGCCCUGGCUCACGUGACCGAGCUCAUCCCGGAGAUAGUGGACAGCCCUGAGUCACCCUCAGAAGUGAAGAAGACACCCACACCCACAUCUCCAUCAAAAAUGUCCAGAUCCAGAACAGAUUUGAGAUCUAGAACCAUCCACUGAUGUUUUCCUGGCGACUUUUAGCUUCUUUAUAAUAGCCUCAGAACAUUCAUGAAAAUUUAGAUAGUAAUAGGCCUUCCUUUGAGUAAUGUUCGGAGUGGAUGUUUCCUGUUUAACUAGUCAAAAUCCGGAAAUACGACAAAUACCAGUAUUCGUUAUAUAUGUACUCGUAUAUGGUUUAUUAUGUACAUUUUGUUACCAAUCUUGUUUACAUUUUGCCUUUCUCUUGUGUGAAUACUAGCUUGUGGUCAUUCUGCCAAAUGGCUCACUGUAGGAUUUGUAAUGCAGUGUAACAUUAAUAGGCUACGAACAGCAAUGAUAAAAGAGCUGUUUAUACGUCUAGAAAAAUGAUCUAUUGUUACAUUUAAUCCCUUAGGAACACACAACAUUAGCAGCUAGACAUAGGAAGACAACUAAAGUCUUUUCAAAAAGUCUCUGGUUACAUAAAAUAAAAUGAAAUGGUGAGAAUAUUUGACUACCGUUAUAUGUACGAGCUUACGAUUGACACAAUUAUGAUCCCUCAAUACCAUUCAUACGAUAGAGAAAACCAUGAAUGCAUAUAUGAUUGUCUGAGAAGAAAAGGAUAUUUUGUCAACUUGGUAAUAACGCUAACCUUUGGCAUCGGUAUUGGUGCAGAUAGCCUUACUCCACGACGACUUUUAUAUUCACUUACGUCGGGGUCUCACUUUGAAAUCUUUGGACGACCAAGGACAUUAUACUUUGGGACGAAAAAUGUUGAAUACAUAGCUUGGUUCAAUAAAAGAUAACCACAGUU
Molecule: messenger RNA, 1585 nt
Organism: Branchiostoma belcheri (Belcher's lancelet)
Lineage: Eukaryota; Metazoa; Chordata; Leptocardii; Amphioxiformes; Branchiostomatidae
Exons: 5
Coding region: 115-813 (232 amino acids)
Source: RefSeq, a predicted model, not a curated record